Messenger RNA from Ectocarpus sp. CCAP 1310/34, 550 nucleotides. The record is from the annotation of a GenBank genome assembly. NCBI's taxonomy places the organism in Eukaryota, Phaeophyceae, Ectocarpales, Ectocarpaceae.
AUGCGGCGAGAUUCCUGGGUUCAGGUUCAUCCCUUCUUGCUGCUUGCGGUGAUCAGGACACGACAGGAGGACUACGACGGUUGCCCGCCUGGCGUUGGCAGCUCGGUGAGCAUCAUGGCGGACAGCGUGCAGUAUGCCCUCGAUCGCAUGGUCGUAGAUCUGGAGGACCUGAGAUGUCGAGGGAUAUUCUCGGAGGCCGAGGUCCGCGCCAUCGUCUCGAGGAGGAAGGGCUUCGAGUACAUGCUUCGGCGACACGAGGCUCGCCGCCUGGACUACAUGCGCUACGUCGAGUACGAGCUCAACCUCGAGUCCCUGCGCGCCCUGCGCACGAGACGGGUCGAGGGCGGCGCCAGCGGUGGCCAGCAGCGCAACGAGAAGAAGAAGACCAAGAAGGGGAAGGCCGCCACGGCCGACUUCUGCUGCGUACGCCUGGUGCGGUGGAUCUUCGACCGCGCCGUAAUGAAGUUUCCCGGGGACGUGGACAUCUGGCUUCACUACAUCGACUUCACCGCCCGUCAGGGACAGAGCAAGGUGCGGGGGGGGGGGGGGG